Molecule: messenger RNA, 5305 nt
Organism: Cydia splendana
Lineage: Eukaryota; Metazoa; Arthropoda; Insecta; Lepidoptera; Tortricidae
Product: palmitoyltransferase ZDHHC16
Exons: 6
Coding region: 154-1305 (383 amino acids)
Biological process (GO): protein palmitoylation
Cellular component (GO): Golgi apparatus
Molecular function (GO): palmitoyltransferase activity
Source: RefSeq, a predicted model, not a curated record
UGGUGCUGCGGCAUUUGUAAAUAUAAUAAAUUAAUAAAGUUUUCCUCAAGGGAAAAUAAAAUAAAACCAUAAUAUGAUUUCGUCUGACAAGACUAUGAAUUCUUAGCCAGUGCUCUAAUAAACAUUGUCAUAAAAAAGGCACUUGUUCAAAUUAUGGCAGUCAUUAAAUGGAGGCUGAAGUGGCGAGAAAUCAUCCCAAAACUUAGGGAUUAUACAGCGUGGAAGUACAACCAACUGGCGCUGACGGCUCGCUCCCUCACAUAUAAUGAACACAUGAGUCAAAGUUAUGCUGUAGAUUUUUUAUUAGAACCUAUCUUUUGGUUUGUGGACAAUUUUGCCAGUUAUUUGGGAAGGGUGUUUGUGUUCUGUGUAACUGUAUUGACCACUGCUGUUGUGGCCAUAGCAUACUGGGUUGGGCUUCCAUACUGGUGGCAAAGAAGUCCAUACACUACUGUGUUCCUGGUCAUCUUUGGCAACUGGCUUUUGCUCAAUAUUAUUUUCCAUUACUAUAUGGGUGUGGCUACUUCCCCAGGAUAUCCUCCUCAUGGUUCAAUGAUAGCAGAAGCUGCUAGCAUUUGCAAGAAAUGUAUAUCUCCGAAGCCUCCCCGGACGCACCACUGCUCCGUGUGCGACCGCUGCGUGCUGGCCAUGGAUCACCACUGUCCGUGGCUCAACAACUGCGUGGGCUACUACAACGCGCGCCACUUCUACCUGUACAUGGCGUAUAUGGUGGCGGGCGUCGCUUUCGUCAUCAUCGCCGGGAUUGAUAUAGGAUAUCAAGUCAUAUGGGUGAAUGACACUGGUGGGAUUAUCACACACAACGACCCUGAUCUGAUCGGGCACCCAGUCCGCAUGAACCAGAGCGGAGUGUUGGUCCCAGUGAAGGUCAUCGUCGAGUACGACUCCAUCAACUCACCGCGCGAGCACGAGCUGCCCGUGCCGCCCAUCACCGAAACACAGCGCAUCGCCGCACACCCCUGGAAGCGGAAAGCUGUCGUAUUCAUGGCCUUUACCUGUGUGUCUGUAUUAUUCGCUUUAGGAACGUUAACUAUCAUGCACGGAAAGAACGUGGGUAGGGGUGAAACGAGCGUGGAAGCUCACAUUAACGCGUCCCUAAGAAAAACGCAGGGCGACUCGUUUAGGAACCCUUACGAUUUUGGCCGGAGGAAGAAUUGGAAGUUGUUCCUCGGGCUGACGCAGGGCAGAACGUUCGCGCGGCACGUGCUGCUGCCGUCUCGGCACGCGCCCGCGGGCUCGGGGCUCACGUGGCACACCGUCCACGAUACAGCAGAAGACUGGCCGUGAAUGGCUUCAAUCUGCACUUAUUCCUCAUUCAGUCUGAACUAGAAUAAUUGUCGCUCGAUAUUUUAUAAAACCUUCCUCAAACUCCAAUACGAAUCCAGCAGUAGGUAUUUAUUUACUUAACAUAAUAUAUUUAGUUGUAAAAAUUGUGCUUCCAACUUAAUGUGUUUAAUGCAAUGUAAGAUCUAAAAGAGAACCAAAAUUAAGUUGGGACUGGUACAGGUUAGUUCAGGGGAGUAACCAAUUGCGAUAUCCUAAACUGCAAAACGUAAUUCAAGACCAUGGUAUAAUAAUAUACUCCGCCUGGUACUCUCUUCCGACCACGUGACUGACACAAGCCUACGUCAUCAUGCGACAGCGCUAUAUGAUAAUAUGUAAUAGCGCUAUACAAAGUGGCAAUGUUAUUGUGACGUAGGCUUGUGUCACUCUGGGAAGAGAAGACCAUGUUUUAUUAGACUAUGUUCAAGACCAAAAAAAGUAAGACAAUGUUGCCACUGCAAUAAUUUGUUUGUAAAAUAGUAAAUUCCUUUUGAUAAAUAAUCACGCUAAGAUAAUUUAUUUAUUAGUAAUUUUUCUCCUACGAUUUAAAAAAGUACUUUUAAUCUUGUCAGAGUAGGUUCCUUUACUAGUUCGACAGAAAAUAUUAAAUUCGGAGUUCCGCAAGGAAGUAUUCUUGGUCCCACCCUUUUUACGGUUUACAUGAAUGAAGUUCUAAAUUAAACAAUUCCUAAGUCUGAAAUUCUCUGUUACGCAGACGAUACCGUUAUACUUUUUAAUGACACAUGCUGGAAGAACACAAUCGCUACUACAGAAAAGGGUAUGAAAAUUGCAUCUGACUGGUUCCGUUCCAACCUUCUAACCCUGAACUGCAAAAAAACUAAAUUCCUUUGUUUCUAUAAAACCGCCCUAUCUAAACCACUCCUUCCUCCUAUUAUAAAAAUCCAUUCAUGCACAGACUACCCUACUUCUAACUCAUGUAACUGCGAUUCCAUUCAGAAUACUGAUGUUAUAAAAUAUCUUGGUCUUUUAGUUGACGAAAAACUGAACUUUAAAAACCACAUACAUAAACUCUCUGCCAGAAUAAGAAAAUCCAUUUAUAUUUUCAAAAAGCUACGUAACUCUGCCGAUGAUUCUAUACUUAAAAUGGUUUACACCGCGCUCUGUCAGUCUGUAAUUAGCUAUUGCAUCACAGUUUGGGGAAGUGCAGCAAAGACUUUUAUGCUAGAAAUUGAAAUUUCCAACCAUUGAUCUCUAUGCUCAAGCAAACGUCUUAACCGUACGUCAAUUAUUUUUAAUGAAAAUUUCUUUACACACUCACAAAUUCUUAAAAUUAUUACAUUGCUAUAGUUCUUUAAUUAAAAAACGUGUCUUUAACUUACCGAUUCCAGAAGUACGUUCCGUUUUUGGUAAACGUUUUGGUGUACGAAUCCGAGUAACCACUUACAACGCCAUGCUUAAACACUGCAACCUUAAAGACUGCACCAUCGUCGAAGCAAAGAAACUCCUAUUUAAUUUUUUACAAUCACUUAACUAUGCCGCGACAGAAGAUAUUUUAGUUAAAAUAAUUUAGGUUUAUUUUUCAUGUUUUGCCAUAGAAAUGUAUAUCUUUUUCUUACUUAUAAGUAUGUUAUAAGUUUUCAUUUUAAGUCUGUUAUAUUAUAUCAAAAACAUACCUAAGAUAUUACUGGACUUGAUUGUGUAACUUAGAUCUCUUAUUUAAACUGUAACUGGUUCCCCGCGAUACAGGCGUAGCCUAGUGCGGAGACCCCUGCCAUACUCUGUUAUGUGUUCUUUUGAUAAUAAAUUUAUUCUUAUUCUUAUAGUUACUUAUUUUUAUAUAAAUACAAGACGCGCUAGUAAAAAAUGGCAACAUUUUCUUACUUUUUUUGGUCUUGAAUUACGUUUUGCAGUAUAUAAUACUAUAUAUUGCGAAGUAGGUGCAGUUUUUGGGCCCAGUUGGUAUGAAUAGAUCUGUAGUUCAGGGAUUCAGACUGUUAAUCGGAUCGAGGAACUGACAUAGUACGAUAUUUUUAGGUAUAUGGAAAAAUAACACAGUCCUGAGUUUAUAAAUACAUACGUGGUUAGAUCUCUUGUAAAAAAGUAUUUAAAAUAUUAAAUUUAAUAUUUUAAAUAUUACUUUUUUACAAGAGAUCUAAGUAUUUAUACUUGUUGUACCCUCGCCGACACAUUAAUUUGAUCAUUGUAAACCUUACUGUGAAAAAUAAAAUAAGCUCAAUAAUUUACAGGUCGUUUUACGAAAGCUGGCACGAAUGGAAUGAACGAAACUUUCAUUGUAUGAGUCACACAUGUAUCGGUAUACAGUCAGAGCCGUCAUACACACAUAGAUAUUUUCAUUACUCAUUCGUGCCAGCUCUUGUGAAUUGACCUGUACAAAGUAUGAUGCUGUUAUUGCAAAAUGUAAAGUCCAAUCUAUAAAUCUAUUAUUUGUUGCAGAUUUACUGCAGGUAGUUUUGUAAGUAAUUAUUUUUUAUUUAUUUCUGAUUUCUGAUGUGCUUUAGUUUUAUAUCCGUUUAAUAUAAAUGAUUAUGCUUUCAAGAAGGCGUUGGCGUGAUGAAGGGCGGAAAAAUUGUUAAACUAAUCCUCGUUUUUUUUAGCAUUAGAAAAAGAGUAAUUAAUAAUAUCCAUCUAAUCUUUACGUGUUUUUUUUAUUGAAAAUAAAAUAGUAAGACUAAUAUAGUUUAUUUUGCUCGGGGCAAGACAAACAGUAUGAGGAUUUUAUUAUGAAACUAAAAGAAUGUAAAUGAAUAUAAUAAUUAUUACAUAAUUUUAAUGUUUAACAAGCAGAAACGUCUGCUAACGAUGCUACUAAGCUUAGAAUAAAUUUAAAAGUGGAAAAAUUACUGUCUUGGGUGGGACUUGAACUCACGGCCUCUGGAUCGAUACUCCAGCGCUCUAUUACAUAUUUGCUGUGACUUAUUUUUCAAUUGUUUUUCAAUAAAAAGACACGUCAAAGAUUGCCCUUGUUUACCCUUUUUCUAAUGUUAGAAAAAAUGAAGUAUGUAUAAAUAGAUGUUUGGCCUAGUUUUGGAAACUGAUGUUUUUGCUUAGUUAAAGACUCCCAUUCAUCUAAGUAUUCCUUUAUAAGCUUCCAUAUAAUUUUAUUUAUGUAUAUUUAUGUAUGAUAAUUUAAAGUACCUAAGCAGAAAUAAGUGCAAGUUUGACUCACACAACGGCGGUACUACGACACGAUACUCAUUUGUACCUAAAGUAUUAAGUAAAUAAGUAUAUAAAUACAGAUAACAUCCAGAAAAGCGUUUUUGUAUGACGAUUCCUGUUAUUUUUAUUUAUUUAUUACUACCUUCGAGCAACACCGGCGGCUUCCGACACAUCGGAAGGGAGGGGCCCAAGCGAUAUCUCACCGUACAAAUCUUUCUGCCAUUUUUCGCGGGGGGAAAGGUGCACACAGUCGCACUUCUCACACACUUACAUACAAAAUCCAAUCUGUAAUGACGACACAAAUACAUAGAAAAUGACACACGUCAAAGACAAAUCUUGCAAACCUCGAUCUCUUUUUGUGUACGGACGAGUGACAAGUGUCACAACACGCACACUAACACAUUUUCGUUGAAGUAUGUUAUUGUAUUCUGAGAGAUGAGAAGUCGGAUUUGUUGCUCGACUGAUCCGCAAUUUGUACUGAGCGAGCAAAAUCGAUAAAUCCAACAAUUACAUGAGACUAAAAUAUAAUAAUUGUGUUUGAAUGUAAUUAAACGUAUGAUAUGUAAAAAACAAAAUUACAUGUGAAAUGUAACACUUUCUUUUUGUAAAUUUGAUGUCUCCGACCUCUUUUUAUAACAAAAAACCGAGAAAACAGGCAUUUUUGUGCAGCAGUGUUCACGCGCGCGUGUGGACUCGGUCUGGUGAAAAAUCCAAGUGCAACUAGUUUUAUUACCCGCGCUAGAUUAGAUUGACGCGCUAAUCUUGUACCUCGGCAGAGGGGAAAUAGUGCGAAUGCCGCCUCCCUUCGAAGAUUACUACACCUUAU